AUGCAGACUUGGUCGCAGGUGCUUGGAAAGCAUCCUCGACGCUUGAAGAACUUUUGGCUGCUGGUCAUCGGUCUCUGUGCGGGCUCUGCAAUCACAAAAAUCCUCCACGACCAAUGGACCGCAUGGGAUGCUCCAGAUACAGUUCAACAUACUGCGCCAUACAGCGACCGCCAAGAUCUUGCGCUCGUCGUGGCCAGUCAGUCUGGGGAUAAUACCACCUGGCUGGACUCGUUCCAAAACUGGUCAAAGCACAUAUAUGUCACCGAUGAUCCCACCGCCAAUCUUACAGUGCCCGCGAACAGAGGACGCGAGGGAAUGGCGUACUUGACAUACAUAAUAGAUAACUAUGAGCAACUUCCACGCACCAUCGUCUUCUCGCAUUCGAACAGGUAUCAGUGGCACAACGACGAUCCGUUCUAUGACGGCCAGGCUGUGCUUCGGCGACUCAACAUAUCACAUGUCAUCGGCCAAGGCUACGUCAAUCUGCGUUGCGCCUGGACUUUGGGGUGCCCCGCCGAGAUCCAUCCCGUCAGCGACGCGACCGCUCCGCCGCCCGCCUCUGAUCCUGGCUCUAACGAUGCAAGAGCCGGGUCCUUUUACAAACAAGCGUUCCAAGAGCUGUUUCCUGAUGUGGAUGUUCCAGAUGUCAUUGGAUCGGCCUGCUGCGCGCAAUUCGCUGCGACGGCCGAGGCGAUCAGAGCAAGGCCCAAGACGGACUAUCAACGAUUCCGGGAGUGGCUUCUCACAACGUCUCUACGGGAUGACCUCAGUGGGCGAAUACUGGAGUACUCAUGGCACAUGAUUUUUGGCAAAGAGCCCGUCUUCUGCCCCGACGCUAGAAGUUGCUACUGCAAACUCUUCAACCUGUGUGGUCUGCAAUGCGAAGAACGCGGCCUUUGUCGCGCGGCAUACACUUUGCCUACAUACUCUACGCUUCCAGCAGGAUGGCCAGAUGUGGAUUGGGAUGACAAUCGACGAAAUGCCACGGCCAUGAUGAUCGAAUACGAGUCCAAAUACAUGAACGGAGCUGAGUAA
This is a messenger RNA of Zasmidium cellare ATCC 36951, 1035 nucleotides long. RefSeq lists its product as uncharacterized. The coding region runs from base 1 to 1035 and encodes 344 amino acids. The record is from RefSeq and is a predicted model, not a curated record. Lineage: Eukaryota; Fungi; Ascomycota; Dothideomycetes; Mycosphaerellales; Mycosphaerellaceae. The transcript is spliced from 3 exons.